ACUCGUUUGCUUCUUCACGUCGCAAAAGAUAAACUCUUGGCCGAUUUCCUGUUGGCUGCGGCUAAGUGGACGCCUCCUCCUGUUUACACAUAAAAAAAAAAACAUUCUUCAGAAUCCGGUUCAUUCUUCACAGAGAUCAUCCUUCUGCAGGAUGACCCGUCGUGUGGCAGUGAUUGGAGGAGGUAGUUCAGGUCUGGCCUGUAUCAAGUGCUGUCUGGAUGAGGGCCUGGUGCCUGUCUGCUAUGAAAGCAGCGAUGACAUUGGUGGUCUGUGGAGGUUUAAGGAGAAUCCAGAGCCAGACAGGGCCAGCAUCUACCACUCUGUCAUCAUCAACACCUCCAAGGAGAUGAUGUGUUUCAGUGAUUUUCCCAUUCCUGCUCACUUCCCCAACUAUAUGCACAACUCCCUCAUCAUGGACUACUUUCGAAUGUAUGCCGAUCACUUCCAGCUCACCAAGCACAUACGCUUCAAUACCAAAGUCUUGCAGGUGAAGCAGAGAUCC
Micropterus dolomieu (smallmouth bass) is the source of this 502-nucleotide messenger RNA. Its product is annotated as flavin-containing monooxygenase 5-like. The record is from RefSeq and is a predicted model, not a curated record. NCBI's taxonomy places the organism in Eukaryota, Metazoa, Chordata, Actinopteri, Centrarchiformes, Centrarchidae. Gene Ontology annotation, molecular function: NADP binding; flavin adenine dinucleotide binding; N,N-dimethylaniline monooxygenase activity.